Messenger RNA from Tigriopus californicus, 687 nucleotides. RefSeq names its product cytochrome c oxidase assembly protein COX16 homolog, mitochondrial-like (gene l(3)neo43). Gene Ontology annotation, cellular component: mitochondrial inner membrane. The record is from RefSeq and is a predicted model, not a curated record. NCBI's taxonomy places the organism in Eukaryota, Metazoa, Arthropoda, Copepoda, Harpacticoida, Harpacticidae. The transcript has a single exon. Bases 343 to 687 code for a protein of 114 amino acids. Gene Ontology annotation, biological process: mitochondrial respiratory chain complex IV assembly.
AACAAGUACAGACUGUAGGCUGAAAAGCAUUAAUAUAUAUUUUCUAUCAGUUUCUACUUUCACUCAUGGGGCAGAUGAGUGUAAAGUUGUGCAAUUUGGACGCCAGUUUGGCCACCCCCUGGAUUUAUUUGGAAAAUUUGUUUGAUCGCAUGUUAUUUGAAGCUUGCCUUGAUUUGCCUUGAUUCGCUCUUGACUGAGCUCAGUCCCCAUUCCACGUUUCCACGUUUCCACGUUUCCACAUUGCCCGUUGCCCGUUUCUCGUGGCGUUCUCAGUGGGUGGGACACGCCGUUCGAUCCGCAGACGAUCCCGCAGCCACCACCGGCCCGUAGAGCCAGCCAUUCAUGAGGGCGUGGUUGGCUCGUUGGCGCACGCACUCGUUUGUCCGCUACGGGUUGCCGUUCCUAGUGUUGACGGUGGGCGGUUCGUUCGUGUUGUCCGAAUUCACGGACGUGCGAUUCCGCUAUCAGCGCUACCGAUUCGUGGAAAACGAGUUUGAGGCGAGCGGGCGGGUGCCCGGCGCCGCCCCCACCCUCGAGGACGAGUAUCGUGUCUAUCAGGCCGAGACCAAGAACCAGCCCGAUGAUUAUGAAAUGAUCCGCGGACCACGCCCUUGGGAAGCCGGCAACACUCAGAUCGCGCCCGCCCGACUCAUCGUCCGCUCCAUGCCCAACCCCGCCUCCGACUGA